Protobothrops mucrosquamatus (brown spotted pit viper) is the source of this 414-nucleotide messenger RNA. RefSeq names its product histone H2A type 2-C-like. NCBI's taxonomy places the organism in Eukaryota, Metazoa, Chordata, Lepidosauria, Squamata, Viperidae. The coding region runs from base 1 to 384 and encodes 127 amino acids. The record is from RefSeq and is a predicted model, not a curated record. Gene Ontology annotation, molecular function: structural constituent of chromatin; protein heterodimerization activity; DNA binding. The transcript has a single exon. Gene Ontology annotation, cellular component: nucleosome.
AUGUCUGGUCGCGGCAAGCAGGGAGGCAAGGCCAGAGCCAAGGCCAAGUCUCGUUCUUCCCGAGCCGGACUCCAGUUCCCGGUCGGUCGUGUUCAUCGCCUGCUGCGGAAAGGUAACUACGCCGAGCGGGUGGGCGCCGGCGCUCCCGUCUACCUGGCGGCGGUGUUGGAAUAUCUCACGGCAGAAAUCCUGGAGUUGGCCGGAAACGCUGCUCGGGACAACAAGAAGACCCGUAUUAUCCCCCGCCAUCUGCAGCUGGCCAUUCGCAACGACGAAGAGCUCAACAAACUCCUGGGCAAAGUGACGAUCGCUCAAGGGGGCGUGUUGCCCAAUAUCCAGGCGGUCCUCUUGCCCAAGAAGACGGAAAGCCAUAAAGGCAAAUGACCUGCUGUUGCCCGACGGGCAAGUGCUUCG